Messenger RNA from Limanda limanda (common dab), 1019 nucleotides. RefSeq names its product YEATS domain containing 4 (gene yeats4). Gene Ontology annotation, biological process: regulation of DNA-templated transcription. The coding region runs from base 163 to 843 and encodes 226 amino acids. NCBI's taxonomy places the organism in Eukaryota, Metazoa, Chordata, Actinopteri, Pleuronectiformes, Pleuronectidae. The transcript is spliced from 7 exons. The record is from RefSeq and is a predicted model, not a curated record.
ACCGUUACUCCUCUGACUUCCGGCGCUUGUUGGACUGUCUCUUCGAAUCGAGCUUGUGGAUUGUGGUGUUUAAAUGGCAGAAAUAGUGAAAGCGAAGUUGCGCUGUUCGUCCAGAAGAACUCUCUAGAGUGAUCUCCAGGAUUCAGUUCUCUUCUCUGUACUAUGUUCAAAAAGAUGAGUGAAUUUGGUCCAGAUUCCGGGGGGAGAGUGAAGGGAGUGACGAUCGUGAAACCCAUCGUGUUCGGGAACGUAGCCCGCUACUUCGGGAAGAAGAGGGAGGAAGACGGACACACGCACCAGUGGUCCGUGUACGUGAAGCCCUACAGGAACGAGGAUAUGUCGGCGUACGUGAAGAAGAUCCAGUUCAAGUUGCAUGAGAGCUAUGCUAACCCACUGAGAGUGGUGACGAAGCCUCCGUAUGAGAUCACAGAGACGGGCUGGGGCGAGUUUGAGAUUAUCAUCAAAAUCUUCUUCAUCGACCCCAACGAGAGAGCUGUGACUCUUUACCAUCUAUUGAAGCUGUUCCAGUCAGACUCCAGUGCCAUGCCCAAGAAGACGGUUGUCUCUGAGUUUUAUGAUGAAAUGAUCUUCCAGGAUCCUACAGCCAUGAUGCAGCAGCUCCUGACCACAUCAAGACAACUGACACUGGGAGCAUACAAGCAUGAGACCGAGUUCAGUGAGCUGGAGCAGAAGACCAAGGAGAAGAUGGAGACGGCAAAGAAACGCACCAGUCAGGAGAUCGCCGAGCUGAAAGACAAACUAAAAGCCAGCAGAGAAAACAUCAACAGUCUGAAGUCGGAGAUCAGGAAACUGGAGGAGGACGGAGACCACAAGGAGCACUGACAAAAUUCUACAAACGUGAACGAGGGCUCGUGGUUCCACCUGUAAUUUUAAAGAAAUUAUGCGUUGUUUUGAAAUUUUCUGAUUUGUUUAUUAUUAUUUACCAAAAAUCUUCUGUUUUGAAACAAGGCUUUGGUAUUCAAUGUGAAUAGUGGUGUGUUUUUUUACUGAACCUGUCA